AUUAUCUAAACACAGAUACAGAGGUCCCCCAUACAGCGCAGUAACUUCAACUCUUCUCUUCUCUUCCCUUCAGUCACGCAACUUUUCCCUCCUCCCCUCUCCUCGCACAUCUUUUUCAAGCAAACUCAAAACGGCCAACUGUUUCUUCAACCAACGCCAUUGAUGAAGAUCAUCAAUGUCACCAUGAAUUUUAAUUUUCCGGCUACUCUGUUCCUUGCGAUUACUCUUCUUUUUGCUUGUUCCGAAGCUCUCAAGCAAGGACAGAGCUGCAUCGCCAAUGGCAACUGUGAUUCAGGGCUACAUUGCGAGACUUGCAUCGCAAAUGCCAAUGUCCGUCCCCGUUGUACUCGAAUUCAGCCUGUCAAUCCUCUUUCUAAGGUGAAAGGAUUGCCGUUUAAUCGGUACUCAUGGCUGACAACGCACAAUUCUUUUGCCAAAUUGAAAGCGAAGUCCGGGACAGGAAGUGUAAUAUUAGCUCCAAUGAACCAGCAGGACUCCAUAACCGAACAGCUAAAUAUUAAAGAACUUGUGAGUUACUACUCAUUUGUUUUCUUCUGCGAUCUGGUUAAGAAUGCGUUGGAAAGCUUCAUUUGCUGA
Nicotiana tabacum (common tobacco) is the source of this 597-nucleotide messenger RNA. NCBI's taxonomy places the organism in Eukaryota, Viridiplantae, Streptophyta, Magnoliopsida, Solanales, Solanaceae. The record is from RefSeq and is a predicted model, not a curated record.